GAAGGUGUUGGGGAGGGAUAUAAAGGGAACGGGGGAUUAUUGGGCGUAUAGGAUUGUUUGUUUGAGUAAUGGGGAUCUUUUUGCUGCGGAUGUGGUGAUGGUGCCGGGCAGUUGGUGUCCGAGGUUUCUGCCGCCUAUGGGAUACAAUGAUCAAGAUCCUGAAAGGAACGUGCUACUAUUGAAGGAUUGGUUAGACAACUGCCGACUCAAUCAUACGAAAUGCCGCGAGAUCAAAAAGACCAUGGAGACGGGCACCGAUUUCUUGCCAACUAGACUGCUCGAUGUUCAAGCAUUCGGAACGGGUAGUAAAUCAUUAUCCUAUCUUGGGAACGACGUCAGGCUCGUGUCUUUAAGUCCAACAACGGGCCCUGAAUCAGAUAUGAACAAGUUCCCGCCGCCCUACUUCACACUCAGUCACUGCUGGGGUCCGCCAGAAAAGCGCCCAACGACGACAACCAAGGCCAACCUAGCCCAACGAAUGGAGAGAAUCCCGCUCUUUGAGCUGCCAAGAACAUUUCAAGACGCAAUCGAAAUAACCCGCAAACUAGGCCACCGAUACCUCUGGAUUGACUCGCUCUGCAUCGUCCAAGACGACGAGCAAGACUGGGCGCACGAAGCCGGUUUGAUGGCCAAGGUGUACUCACACUCAUCCUGCACGCUCUCCGCGCUGAGCUCCAAAGACAGCAGUGAGGGUUUGCAUCUGGAACCACUAGAUGAGGACCGUUCCUAUAUGGAUCUCAUGAUCACCUCACAUGCAUCUCCCGCUGGUGGUAGUGGUACUAAAAAAAGCGACAUGGACGACCCCUUCUUCUUCCGGUUUCGAAUGUUCUACUCCCUAGAUCACUGGGACACACUCUACAACGGCAAAAUCCAACUCGGACUCUGUGACGACAUUUCGCCCCUCCGCUCGCGCGCCUGGACGCUCCAGGAGCGCGAGCUCUCGCGGCGAAUCAUCCAUUUCGCCAAGAAUCAGGCACUGUGGGAGUGCGCGGAGCUGAAAGCGACUGCGCAGCGGCCGUGGCAUCACUCUGUCUAUCCUGCGCUGGACCCGGAACAGGAAUGGAAGGAGUGGGCGGGGAUAAAGAAAAGUCUUGAAAGCCUAAGCCUUCUUCAAGACCGUGACGGCAAUCCGGUCCAUGUCGCUGCCGCUGCCGUUACCGCUUCUUCUUUGCUCUCAGCCUACAGAGGGGAACAUGAGUGGUGGGAAAUGGUGUUCGAUUACAGCCAGCGGUUGCUAUCCAAAGACACGGACAAACUGGCCGCUUUGUCCGGGAUGGCGCAGUUUUACCAGCGGAACCACUUCCCUCAUGCGCGGUACGUGGCUGGGCUAUGGAGCUCUCGGCUGGAGGAAGAGUUAUUCUGGGAAGUUGACGACAGGACGAGCGCGAGCAGACCGGCGGAGUACGUCGCGCCGAGCUGGUCGUGGGCGGCCGUCAAUGGACGUGUAAGUUUUAGGCCGAAGGAUCCUGUCUGGAGGUUUCAGUCGAUGAGGAAGAAUAUAUUAGCCGAAGCUGAGAAAGAUCCCGCCAAUCCCGUCGAUGCCAAAGACAAAGACAGAGACAGGGAGAGAGAUCCACGCAAAGUGAUAUGCGAAGAAUGGAAAGUGGAGGAGGUCAACUUACUCCCCAGGUACGACGACCAGUAUGGGGCACUGAAAGGCGCGAGUCUGAUCAUAGGCGGUGCCCGUCUCGUUGAGGUGAAACUGUUUACCGAAACCUUGAUCGAGCCAGAUCCUGAGUACAUUCAGGGGUUUCAUCGUCAUUACGGCGGCUUGAAGAUAGACGGUCGUUGGGUGGCUGAUCAUAGACUUGAUGUUGAAGGGGAAGUAGAACAGAGUGGUUGUAGACUGUGGUGCUUGGGUAUGGUGGCGGAAAAACAUUACAGGGAGAGGCCAGUGAUAGGGGGCCUUCUUCUCAGGGAGGAGAGGCUUGAUGUCGAUGGGGAUCUUUGUGUUUACAGCCGGGUGGGAAAGUUCCACAAUAUGGCGGUGGCAUUGUUUGAUGGUGUUGAACCACGGCGGAUCAAACUGAUAUGAGCGAACGGUUAAGAUGAAGAUCAGGGCAGACGAGUCAGUCGACCUGGGUGGAAGAUAUCAACUUUGUAGAAGAGAACAAGGAAAGAGCUACCAUGGAAAGCUGCUUCUGCUCCGGGGAUCAAACAAUCCCCAAGUCCCUACAUAUUAUACCUGUUUAGGCUAGGUCUGGGGGGUGAAAGAGCGAUUCUAGCCCAGACGAGUCCAAUUGUUUCAUCCAGUUGGAAAGGGCAGAUGACGGCCGAGAGCUCGUGGAAUGAGCGACCCGCUGAUCGAGACGGGAGUGGACAGAGACGAGGAUGAGAGUGAGGAUGGGCUAAGUGGUGGUUGCAGUAUCCAAACAUCAUUUUACAUGAGGAGGGCUUGGGGAAACCACAUGUUG
Neurospora tetraspora is the source of this 2414-nucleotide messenger RNA. RefSeq names its product heterokaryon incompatibility protein-domain-containing protein. Lineage: Eukaryota; Fungi; Ascomycota; Sordariomycetes; Sordariales; Sordariaceae. The transcript has 2 exons. The record is from RefSeq and is a predicted model, not a curated record. The coding region runs from base 98 to 2035 and encodes 645 amino acids.